Ophidiomyces ophidiicola is the source of this 2700-nucleotide messenger RNA. RefSeq lists its product as uncharacterized. Gene Ontology annotation, molecular function: serine-type endopeptidase activity; tripeptidyl-peptidase activity. The transcript is spliced from 3 exons. Gene Ontology annotation, biological process: proteolysis. NCBI's taxonomy places the organism in Eukaryota, Fungi, Ascomycota, Eurotiomycetes, Onygenales, Onygenaceae. Bases 1 to 2700 code for a protein of 899 amino acids. Gene Ontology annotation, cellular component: cytosol. The record is from RefSeq and is a predicted model, not a curated record.
AUGGACUUCUUACUACUGCUUGUGCUUGCGACUAUUUUGUACACAUUACCUGUGCACUCCGCAAGAGCUCCUGUGGACACUUUUUUAUUCCAGGGAAGAGACAAUACGCCAUUUAUCCAAAACCCGAAGGCGAAUUUCCUUCAAGGAGGCUAUUUGGUUGAAUACCAUGACAAUGCAAAGCAAUUCUCAGCCUUUUCUACCGCACUCGGCGGUGCAGGUUUCCCUGCUAAACACCGCUUCGACUUCAACCAUAAAUAUUUUCGUGGUUCUUCCUUUGUUAUCAAUGAUAAUGGAGAUCAACAGAGUGCAAUGGCAAAAAUAAUGGCCACAAACCAAGUAAAAAAUGUCUGGCCAUUGCGACUUAUUCAACGGGAUCCAGGGCAAUUACACUCAAAACUUCCCCCUGGAGCAAAACUUAGAUCAUCAAAGUUACCAAAACGUGAAUCUGGAAAAGCAUGGUCAACGCAUGCAAUGACUGGAGUUGAUAAGCUUCAUGCAAAGGGAAUGACCGGAAAAGGGAUGUUUGUCGCUAUUUUAGACACUGGCGUGGACUACAAGCAUCCAGACCUUGGUGGCGGCUUUGGUCCAGGGUUCAAAGUUGCUAAGGGCUACGAUUUUGUGGGUGAUAACGCGAUAAUCGGACGCCCUCAACCGGAUGCUGAUCCUUACGACUCGUGUGGAUUUCAUGGCACCUGGGUUUCGGGGAUUGUUGCUGCCAACCCUGGUGCACUCAAUGCCCCUGGUGUCGCUCCGGAUGCCACCCUUGGCAUGUACCGCAUCUUUGAUUGUUUCCUGUGGACAUCGGAAGACAUUGUCAUCAGUGCAUACUUAAAAGCCUACGAUGAUGGUGCAGAUGUUAUUUCUCUGUCAUUUGGCUCAUACAGUGGCGUCCACAAUGGCAAGUUUUCGUACCCUCUUGGACGUGUUGUGUCUAGUAUUGUUGAUUCUGGUGUUGUUUGUAUUGCUGUUAGUGGUGAAGUUGGCGGUCCGCCGUUCCAGGCAAACAGCCCAGCCAGUGCCCUGGGCGUCAUCUCUGUUGCUACUGUUGAAAACUCAGUCAAACCCAUGUUCCAUUUUAUUGGCAAUUACUCAGUUGUGAACAGCAAAAGUGAAGCCUUUGAAUAUGAACCCACUAAUCUGCCCCUCACCCAACGUCGGUCUUUGUGGACCUGGAACUAUACAAUGGACUUUCAGGACCCAUACAGUCUGACAAAUUGUCCUGAAUUUACUGAAGAAAUUCCCGAUCUGAAAGAACAUGUUGCUCUGGUACCAUUUUGUUUAGCUACUAUGCUUAGUGCUGUUGGCCUUGGUGUGAAACAUAUUAUGCUGCAUGACCGUGGCGAGAUCUUUCCGUCCGUUGCAGCCAAAAAAGAUAAUGACGCUAAAGCUAUACUUGGACUUGGGAUUGUAAAUCGCCAGCAGGGCGACGAAUGGCAGAGAAACUUUUUGAGCGGGAUGAAGGCAACACUCACAUUUACAGACCCAAACAAGCCAGAAUUUCGAUACCGUGAAACUCCAAACAAGGUUGGAGGCUUAGUUGAUAUAUGGAGCUCUUGGGGGCCAACAUUAGAACUUGAUUCAACUCCUAUUGUUGCCGCACCGGGUACGAAUGUGCUUUCAACGCUACCAAAGAGAGAGGGUAUCUAUGGUGUUCUGUCUCACGCAGGGGGUGCGGCUCCAUAUGCAGCAGGUGUUGCUGCUCUUCUGAAGCAAAAUAACAAAAAAAUAGACCCCAAAUAUAUUAUUCGGGCGUUGACUACAACGGCAAACUUACUAAAUUUCAGCAAUGGGCAAUCAACUGACAAUACCCUUGCGCCUCCCAUCCAACAAGGUGGUGGCCUUAUCAAUGCAUUCUCCGCUGUACAUUCUGAAACUCUCCUUUCGCCAUCACACAUAAAAAUCAAGGGAAGAUAUGAUGAUACAGCCCUGAUUACUCUCCGCAAUACCGGGCGCCAGGCGAAGUGGUAUUCAAUCUCUCACAAACCAUCGCAUAGCGUAUACACUGUCUUUUCAAAUCUCCUGGAACGGGGAACACUCCCUGAGCUCGAGGCAGCUAGUGCCCGUGUGCUCACGUUCCCACCAAGGAUUAAGGUUCCCGCAAGAACGACUCUUGGAUUCAUCGCUUAUUUCAUACUUCCACGCAAUUUAGCCAACCAAAGAGUGCCCAUUUACAGUGGCCAUAUCCUUGUUAAAGAAGAUGAUGGCCCUGAAUUCUCCGUCUCCUACUUGGGGUCGCCGUCUGACUUAAAGACAAUUGAAUGCUUCAAUAACCGAUCUACGUACCUAGCCACUACAGACGAUAUUAGCAAGAAGGCUGCACCUGGGCGCACCUUUAAAUUCCCCCGAAACAAUAUCACAGACAUCGAAGACUUCGACUUACCCAUCAUGAUGGUUGGCCUUGAUUUUUACACACGCGAAAUAGUAGCUGAGAUUAUCCCGGAGAAGCCAAUAGAGGGAUUCAAUGGUAAGUUAGGAGGUAACGAGCCAUUUGGGCCGUUUCCACCUGGAAUAAUAAUUCCUAUCCCGGUUUUUGGAAAUCUAGCUUCUGGAGAUUUCGCUCCAGAAGGGAAAUUCACAAUGUCAGUAAAAGCACUAAGGUAUCAUGGAGAGCAAGGUAAAAAUAAUGACUGGAAUGUAUUCAAGUCGUCAUCCUUUGGCAUUGAAUAUGUAGGUGGUACAAAUAUGACGGCUAAUCAGUGA